Messenger RNA from Manduca sexta (tobacco hornworm), 1404 nucleotides. It is a transcript of the gene spn-F, whose product is annotated as protein spindle-F. Lineage: Eukaryota; Metazoa; Arthropoda; Insecta; Lepidoptera; Sphingidae. The coding region runs from base 167 to 1267 and encodes 366 amino acids. The record is from RefSeq and is a predicted model, not a curated record. The transcript is spliced from 2 exons.
CAAAUAAAAAAUAAAAUUGAACCUUGUUUACAUUAUUGUAGAAAAUUAUUAAUACCUAUUUAAAAUUUAUAAGAUUUUGUGUAAACUUAUAAAUUUAGGUCCAUAAAAUAAGCAGAAACUAAUAUUUUGAUAAAUAGUAAGGUGUGGUUCCAAUUACUUACACGUUAUGGAGUCGUCUUCUAUUGUAAGUUUUAGUAAUGAUUCUACAUUUCAAACAACCUUGAAAGGGGAAUACAACAAUAUUAGUGUGCACGAACUGGCGUUACAUGCUAUGAGAGACCGUUGCUUAUUACUGCAACGAAGAAUAAAUAUCCUAGAAAAUGAUAAUAUGAGGCUAAGGCUUGAUGUUUCAAAAGCAUCAGAUAGUUCCACCUAUAUUCCUCUUCAAGAAGAUGAAAGGAAUGAACUUUUGCAAAAAAUUGCAGAGCUUAAUAAGCAAAAAUCGCAACUUAUGCAUCAUGUUUUUAUGGUAUCAUGUGAAAACAAGAAUUUGUGGAUAAAAAUAUCUAAUUUAAAAAAGGGUGACAAACCAGUGAAAGAGUAUACGAAGCAACCUUUGAUGCGUACAAACACUUACAUUCACAGUACACCAAAAACCAAUGAGAACUAUCAAGAGAAAUACUCAGAGAUGAGUCUCGAAGAAAUUUCUUUAAAACUAAUUAACAGUUAUGUUCAGGAAAAAUCACAAUUAGUGGAACAAUAUGAGCAAAUGGCACAGUUACAAGAAGCCGAUGAUGAAGUGUUAAACAUAGACUCUGUAGGAUUCGCAUACAUUGAAGACCCUGCCACAGAUUCAUUAAAAGAAAUACUUUCACAAACUGAAAAGUUACAAGAACUCAAGAAAGAAUUGGUGCAACAAGAAAGUGAUUUGAAAUUACUAUUAUCUAGAUUUGAGAUCAUUCUGAGAGAUGGCUAUAAAUGUCCAAAAUGCCUGGAAAAUAAUGCAAAAAUUACAACCUCAGAACACAAAGAAAUAGAAACAAGUGAUAGCCUGGCCAAUUGGGCUACUCCGGCAGAUUCUAGCAAUUAUAAUAACAAUUUCAGUGAACUAAACACAUCAUGCAAGAGGAAUGCAGUUGAUGAAAAGGAGGUUGUAGAGGAGCAUUGUGAUAAAAUAUGUCCAAUGUGUGGCCAAACAUUCCAUUAUGAUGUAGAAUUUACAGAUUUCCAGUCACAUGUUGAAAAUCACUUUAUGGGUGAAAUUGACCCAGAUUCUGUUAUUGACAAUUUUGAAAACAUUCCUAAUUCUCUUGAUAAUGUAAUGUAGAUAAUGUAUAAAUAAUAAAAAUCUAAUUAUUAGAGUUAAUAAAAAAAAUGUUUUGGGUAGUAUCCAUUUAUAACAGCAAAUUAGUGCCUAUUUGAUUUUUAUUUUAUAUAUCUAACCAUAUUACAACAAAUGUACUA